UCAGUUCAAGAGAAGCGCUUCAAGCGCAGCCGCAGACCAGAGCCGGUGCAAGCUGCAGUCGGAGGGAGAUCAUUUCUCACCAGCGCGUGUUUAAUAAAACUGCCAAAACGUCUUACGCAAUGAGAGGAGAUCGCGGCAGGGGGAGGGGCGGCCGCUUCGGCUCCCGUGGAGGUUUGGUCCAGGGGUAUCGGCCAUUUGUUCCUCAUAUACCGUUUGACUUCUAUGUCUGUGAGAUGGCGUUCCCCCGAGUAAAACCAGCUCCUGAUGAGACUGGUUUCAGUGAAUGCCUGCUGAAAAGAAACCAAGAUCUGACUCCUACUGCAGUUGAACAGGCUUCAAUUUUGUCCUUGGUCACUAAGAUAAACAACGUCAUUGAUAAUCUAAUCGUUGCUCCUGGAAGCUUUGAAGUGCAAAUUGAAGAAGUAAGGCAAGUGGGCUCCUAUAAAAAAGGCACCAUGACCACAGGACACAAUGUAGCUGAUCUUGUGGUUAUCCUGAAGAUCCUGCCCACCUUGGAAGCCGUCGCUGCUUUAGGUAAUAAAGUAGUGGAGACCCUGCGUACACAGGACCCUUCUGAGGUGCUCUCCAUGCUGACCAAUGAGACUGGUUUUGAGAUCAGCUCUGCUGAUGCCACCGUGAAAAUCCUCAUCACCACGGUCCCACCAAACCUGCGCAAACUGGACCCAGAGCUACACUUGGACAUCAAGGUUCUGCAAAGUGCUCUGGCUGCCAUUCGCCACGCUCGUUGGUUUGAGGAGAAUGCCUCGCAUUCAACUGUGAAAGUGUUGAUCCGCUUACUGAAAGACCUGCGAGUCAGAUUCUCUGGAUUUGAGCCUCUCACACCCUGGAUUCUGGAUCUGCUGGGCCAUUCUGCUGUCAUGAACAACCCCUCCAGACAGCCCUUGCCGCUUAACGUUGCCUACAGGCGUUGUCUUCAGAUGCUUGCCGCAGGACUUUUCUUGCCAGGUUCUGUCGGAAUUACCGAUCCAUGUGAAAGUGGAAACUUCCGUGUGCACACUGUCAUGACUUUGGAACAACAGGACAUGGUGUGCUUCACGGCUCAAACACUGGUAAGAGUUCUGUCUCAUGGUGGAUCUCGCAAAAUCCUGGGCCUCGAAGGAGAUGCUAGUUAUCUCACCACUGAGAUGUCCACCUGGGAUGGAGUAAUCGUUACCCCAUCUGAAAAAGCUUAUGAGAAACCUCCAGAGCGCAAAGAAGAGGAAGAUGAAGCUUUGGAGGAAGGAGGAGAAGGGGAAGAUGAAAGCAUGGAGACCCAGGAAUAAUACUUCUGUCUCUUUUGGACAGAUAGUUUUGUAUUUAAUUUUGUUUUAUUACUGAUCCUUUUGUCAUCCUACCGUGAAUUUUAAUACUUGGUUUCUUCUUCAGUCUAGCCUUUCCUAGAAUUAAAGGGAUAGUUCAACCAAAAAUAUAAAUUCUGUCAUUUACUCACUGUCAUGUUGUUACAAACCUCUAUACAUUUAUUUGUUCUGAUGAACACACAGGAAAACAUUUUGUGUGGAAUGUUUG
Messenger RNA from Paramisgurnus dabryanus, 1527 nucleotides. RefSeq names its product interleukin enhancer binding factor 2 (gene ilf2). NCBI's taxonomy places the organism in Eukaryota, Metazoa, Chordata, Actinopteri, Cypriniformes, Cobitidae. Gene Ontology annotation, molecular function: double-stranded RNA binding; DNA binding. Gene Ontology annotation, cellular component: catalytic step 2 spliceosome. The record is from RefSeq and is a predicted model, not a curated record. Gene Ontology annotation, biological process: positive regulation of DNA-templated transcription.